UUACUCAAUAUCUCUCACUAGUCUUUUCAUAAGGUAUUAUUUUCACUUCAGUGGCUUUGCAUGAAAUACUUUCGCGCUGAAUUUCACCAAUCUGCAUCUGAAGAGAUAGCGCUGGAGGUUUAAAUAGAGUGGAAUGGGCAAGACUCGGUUUGGAGGUUUACAAGCUUAUGCGUCUACUUACUUUAUUACAUAGUCAUAUAGCUGAGGUCAGGGUCUGUCACUUUUUAUGCAGCCGGGAUUAGUGGCUAGACCCACACAGUGUACUGCCAGCUCCUCCCUUUCGUCACGCUGUCACCAUAGGUUUUGUCAUGUUUGCCACGUUGCCUUAUGUUUUUUUUUGCUUUGAUGUACACUUGAACUUCUUUACAAAAGUUAUUUUGUCCGCUGAAGUAACCCUUUUGUUUGACUUCGUCAUCAACUGAACUCCACCCACACCUCUUACUUACUCAGCAUCUUUCACUAGUCUUUCACAAUGGAUACUAUUUUAAUUUCAGUGGACUCAGGAUAUUAUCUUACUGAAUUUCACCAAUCUACAUCUGAAAGGAUAGCAUUGGAGGCCUAAAUGGAAUGGAAUGGGCAAGUUUACAGGCUCUGUUCCUGCUGGCUUGUUUAGGAGAUUUUGUACAGUUGGAACGACUAUGAAGUACUUGAGCCAAGAAGAGGCUCAAAAUAUAGAUUUAGAGUUAUUUAAUGAGUAUUCGUUUAGUGUAGAUCAGCUGAUGGAGCUCGCAGGACUGAGUGUGGCUGUAGCACUGACCAAGGCUUACCCCAGAGGACAAGAUCAUCCAAAUGUUCUUAUAUGUAGUGGACCUGGAAAUAAUGGAGGGGACGGAUUGGUAGCAGCCAGGCAUCUCAAAUUGUUUGGAUACAAUCCAAAGAUAUAUUACCCGAAGAAGUCAGAAAAACAGCUUUUUAAGAAUCUAGUUACGCAGUGUGUGAGGAUGGACAUACCAUUCAUGGAUGAUAUACCAAAACCUUCACAGAUUGAUUCUGACUACAAGUUUAUUGUGGAUGCCAUAUUUGGUUUUAGUUUUAAGGGAAAUGCAAGACCACCAUUUGCGGAUGUAUUAUCGGCCUUAAAAGAAGUUACAAUUCCUGUUUGCUCAGUUGAUAUUCCUUCAGGAUGGCAUGUAGAAAAUGGAAAUCCAGAUGGGAUAAAACCAGACUUCCUCAUAUCUCUGACAGCACCUAAGCUUUGUGCAAAGCACUUUGAAGGAAGAUUUCACUUUCUUGGAGGGAGAUUUGUUCCUGAUUCACUAGCACAAAAGUACAAUUUGUCUCUCCCAGAUUAUCCUGGAACAGAACCAUGCAUGCUGCUGUAGACAAAAUGUCAACACAUUGAAUAGCUCAGUGACAUUGUUGAGAAGUUUCAUUUGUAGAAUUCAGAUAAAAAACAGAAGCAGUGGGAAGAUUGUGACCAUCGAGGAGAGUGGAUUUGGUUGUCACAGUGCUUUCUUUCAGUUUCCUCUAGGGUUUUUCCAUUAUGGAUUUCCUCUGGUAAGGGGACUUAUUGCCUUCAAAAGGAGCAGUAGGAACUGUGCAGAGCCACAAACGUACCUGAAAAACUGAAUAUUUAAUACACACAGUGCCAGUAUCUAAAGGAUGUGAAUAUCACUCAUAUAAACUUGUAGUUUUCUCUUCUUCAGGAAUGAAAGAUAUUUGUGAUUUGCAGCUGCAAAAUAAAAUCCUUUCAUCUUAAUUUUACUUUCUGUAAAGCAGAUGUAACCCAUCUUGUUUGAACAGCAGUAAUAAACUGCAAACAUCCACUGA
Messenger RNA from Pocillopora damicornis (cauliflower coral), 1770 nucleotides. Its product is annotated as NAD(P)H-hydrate epimerase. The record is from RefSeq and is a predicted model, not a curated record. Gene Ontology annotation, cellular component: mitochondrion. NCBI's taxonomy places the organism in Eukaryota, Metazoa, Cnidaria, Anthozoa, Scleractinia, Pocilloporidae. Gene Ontology annotation, molecular function: NAD(P)HX epimerase activity.